GAAUGUUUUGAAACGAACAAACUGAUAAACAGACGGACAGAUCCAUACACACAUACACACACAUAUACACACGCACAUAUAAAUAAAUAUAUAUAUAUAUACGUACAUACAAAAAUGAACAGACUGCUCCAUAAUUUAAUGAAAGUAUAUACCUGUGCAUGUACGCACACACACACACACACACACACGCACACACACACUCACACACACGCACAUACAUACAUACAUACGCACACACACACACACACACGCACAUACAUACAUACAUACAUACAUACACAAUCGUUCAUAAAUGAUAGCAUAAAUGUUGACUGAUAAUCCUAGAAGGGAGUGAUGAAAAAGAAUUGGAUUUUAACGAUAGCUAGAUAAAAGAGAGAAACAU
Molecule: messenger RNA, 382 nt
Organism: Loa loa (African eye worm)
Lineage: Eukaryota; Metazoa; Nematoda; Chromadorea; Rhabditida; Onchocercidae
Exons: 2
Source: RefSeq, a predicted model, not a curated record